Messenger RNA from Stylophora pistillata, 1775 nucleotides. RefSeq lists its product as uncharacterized. The record is from RefSeq and is a predicted model, not a curated record. Gene Ontology annotation, molecular function: protein binding. NCBI's taxonomy places the organism in Eukaryota, Metazoa, Cnidaria, Anthozoa, Scleractinia, Pocilloporidae.
AUGUACGGUUGACAUGAUAGGUGGUUGUGCAUCUUUAGGCGAUAACAGGGUGACCAAUGUGAACACGGAACAAUCAAGUGCGCCCAACCAGCGUUUACCCCGAGAGCAGUCGCACACUGACGGAACUCAAUAUACGGUUAACAUGAUAGAUGGUUUUGCAUCUAUUGGUGAUAACAGCGUGAUCAAUGUGAACACGGAACAAUCAAGUGCCCUUCCACAGCGGUUGCCCCAACAGCGGUUGCCCCAACAGCGGUUGCCCCAACAGCGGUUGCCCCAACAGCGGUUGCCCCAACAGCGGUUGCCCCAACAGCGGUCGCUCACUGGUGGAACUAAAUAUACAGUUGACAUGAAGGGUGGUUUUGCAUCUAUAGGCAAUAACAGCGUGAUCAUUGUGAACACGGAACAAUCAAGAACUCCAAGCACUGCUGGAAGCAGCAAUAGUCAGUUUAAUUUUCCAGGAGAUCAGGGGAAUACAGAUCCUCAUAACCCUGAAACAGGGGCACCCUUAGGGGAAUCAGAUUCCUAAGGACCCCCUGUGACAUCGCUCCCUUCUUUGGAAGAAUCUUUCGGGGAUGAAGCUCGUGGAGCUGUCAGCAGGCAUCUCGAAACGGAGUUUUUUUUUUUUCCAGUAAAAGAGUGUUUCUUGCUUAUGGAGAGUAGUUAGCUGUGGUAAACUGAAAGCAAAGUUUGAAAUCAUAAGUCGAAAUGAAAAGGCAAUUUCAAGUAAGAGAAAGACCGUUUUUGAAAAUAAGUAAAGUAAAAUCCUUUAUUUAAAAUAUGGUCAGAGUAAAAACAUUAUAUGCUUAAAGAGUUCUGAUUUCCCUAAAUGUGGGGUCAGAUUUUGCCUUUGAAUAGAAUUGUGUAAAACCACAUGAAUCAUUAAAGUAGUCCGAGACACAAUGUUAAACGAUAAAAAUACAACUAUAUUUAAUCUGAAAUAUCGUAUGGGUUUACUUAUAUUGGUGUCGGGGAAAGGAAUGGAAAUAUUAUAUUACUUUAAACCAUUCGAUACAAAAAUUCUAAAAAGGCAGGUUGAUUACUUCUUAUUUCUUUUGGAAGUCUGAUCUUAAAGGUAAAGUUUGGUCACGUUUUCCUCGUUAUGAUCGUGAAGUUGAUAUGGAAACAGUUGUUCAGUUUCUACGGUAAUUAGAACUCGUGAGUGUCUUGGGAAAGCUAUGUUAUUAAUUAAGUUAAUUUGUUAGUCCAGGUAAAGAAAAUCUCUCUGGUAAAAAGUCACGUUCGACACCUCGUUUUUAGAGGUGACUUAAGGUGUAAACAUGUGAUACCCCUCAUGUUUCGCAAUUAGGUAGUUAUUAUGACUGGCACUUAGCAACUUGGGGGCGGUACCUGUGAACGCCCCUUCUCUAACUGUUGUGAUCACGAUGUUGUUAUGUAACGGUCAUCUAAGGUAAUUUUCUCUUAAAAUACCAUUUCAGGUGUGAAUAAUAUUCUGUCAAUAGGUUAGUUAUGACUUUUAUAUUACCAAUCUGGUUUCUCUUCUGGCCGAUCUCAACUGUAAGGAUAAGAAAUUUACGGUAGUAAAUGAUUUUGUAACUGCGCAAAUAACUCGAAGGCGCAUAGUCCUAGCAAGCACGAAUUGUCAUACGUAAUCUAACAGGAUUCGCUGGCUGAGAUGGAACGAUGACGAUACAAGAAGAUUGACAGCUUAGUGGUGUCACCUUUAUAAACGGUGACCCUUGCUUUCCUCUUUAGAUAGAAGGUACUCCCCGUUGUAACAACUUGAGAAGAAAAUAGAUUAAAGAAGAGUCAACCAA